Clupea harengus (Atlantic herring) is the source of this 2062-nucleotide messenger RNA. RefSeq lists its product as uncharacterized. NCBI's taxonomy places the organism in Eukaryota, Metazoa, Chordata, Actinopteri, Clupeiformes, Clupeidae. The transcript is spliced from 9 exons. Gene Ontology annotation, molecular function: transmembrane signaling receptor activity. Gene Ontology annotation, cellular component: external side of plasma membrane. The record is from RefSeq and is a predicted model, not a curated record. Gene Ontology annotation, biological process: cell surface receptor signaling pathway; immune response. The annotation marks the transcript as partial.
GCAGGCUUGCGGGAAGGGGAUGUUUACUUCAUUCUUAAGAGGACAGGACAGCAUGAAGCUCUCAGGAUCAUAUCAACUGCUCUGGACGAUUUCUCUUGUUCUACUGGGACAACCUGAAGGGAGACCCCGCCCAGUGCUCAGAGUUUGUCCACACAGCUGGCCAGCUGAAGGAGACUCAGUGACUCUGAGCUGUGAGGUUAGAGACACCUCCUUAAUCUGGACAUUCCUCUGGUACAGAGCAGUUCCCUACAGAAGAACUGCUCCAUUCAGAGAGGACUCACCUGAUGUUCGCGACAGAGGGAGCCCAUACUCUGUGGAGCUCCUCUCAGACAGCAGCAGAGGAGCUGGAGGCUCCUAUACUCUCAGCCCUGCUGCUCUUAAACACACUGGGCUUUAUGUGUGCAGAGCAGAGGGUGGAGAUCCCACCUAUCAGACAGACUACAGUGAUGUGAAAGGGUUUUGGGUCACAGGUCUGUCUCCUCCAGCCUCUUUGGUCAUCAGACCCAACAGAACUCAGCUGUUUGAAUCUGAGUCUCUCUCCCUGAGCUGUGAGGUGCUGGACAACUCUACUGGAUGGAGACUGAGAUGGAAAACAAUGAGAGAAGAGACGUCAGACUGUCCGAUUGGUUGGAGAUCAGAAGCCGGACCCACAUGCAGCACCAGCAACCUAGAGAUAUGGAAUAGGGGGGUAUACUGGUGUGAGUCUCAAUCUGGACAACACAGCAAUGCUGUCAACAUCACAAUGAACAGGACACCCCGCCCAGUGCUCAGAGUUUCUCCACACAGCUGGCCAGCUGAGGGAGACUCAGUGACUCUGAGCUGUGAGGUUAGAGACACCUCCUUAAACUGGACAUUCCUCUGGUACAGAGCAGUUCCCUACAGAAGAACUGCUCCAUUCAGAGAGGACUCACCUGAUGUUCGCUACAGAGGGAGCCCAUACUCUCUGAAGCUCCUCUCAGACAGCAGCAGAGGAGCUGGAGGCUCCUAUACUCUCAGCCCUGCUGCUCUUAAACACACUGGGCUUUAUGUGUGCAGAGCAGAGGGUGGAGAUCCCACCUAUCAGACAGACUACAGUGAUGUGAAAAGGUUUUGGGUCACAGGUCUGUCUCCUCCAGCCUCUUUGGUCAUCAGACCCAACAGAACUCAGCUGUUUGAAUCUGAGUCUCUCUCCCUGAGCUGUGAGGGGCUGGACAACUCUACUGGAUGGAGACUGAGAUGGGAAACAAUGAGAGAAGAGACGUCAGACUGUCCAAAUGGUUGGAGAUCAGAAGCCGGACCCACAUGCAGUACCAGCAACCUAGAGAUAUGGAAUAGGGGGGUAUACUGGUGUGAGUCUCAAUCUGGACAACACAGCAAUGCUGUCAACAUCACAAUGAACAGGACACCCCGCCCAGUGCUCAGAGUUUCUCCACACAGCUGGCCAGCUGAAGGAGACUCAGUGACUCUGAGCUGUGAGGUUAGAGACACCUCCUUAAACUGGACAUUCCUCUGGUACAGAGCAGUUCCCUACACAAGAACUGCUCCAUUCAGAGAGGACUCAGCUGAUGUUCGCGACAGAGGGAGCCCAUACUCUCUGAAGCUCCUCUCAGACAGCAGCAGAGGAGCUGGAGGCUCCUAUACUCUCAGCCCUGCUGCUCUUAAACACACUGGGCUUUAUGUGUGCAGAGCAGAGGGUGGAGAUCCCACCUAUCAGACAGACUACAGUGAUGUGAAAAGGUUUUGGGUCACAGGUCUGUCUCCUCCAGCCUCUUUGGUCAUCAGACCCAACAGAACUCAGCUGUUUGAAUCUGAGUCUCUCUCCCUGAGCUGUGAGGGGCUGGACAACUCUACUGGAUGGAGACUGAGAUGGGAAACAACGAGAGAAGAGACGUCAGACUGUCCAAAUGGUUGGAGAUCAGAAGCCGGACCCACAUGCAGCACCAGCAACCUAGAGAUAUGGAAUAGGGGGGUAUACUGGUGUGAGUCUCAAUCUGGACAACACAGCAAUGCUGUCAACAUCACAAUGAACAGGACACCCCGCCCAGUGCUCAGAGUUUCUCCACACAGCUGGCCAGCUGAGGAG